GCAGUAAAAUGUAGGAUCGCACGUCUUUCGCUUGCGUCUUGCAUAUAAGCAGCAUCCACGCUGCCUUUGCAGGCGGAAGCCUGAUGCGGCGCGUUCGAGAUGCGACGUCCGACCUCCCCUUUCUCCUUACUCGCCAGUGAUGCGCCGUCACAUGGACCGCCGUGUCCCAUGACUUUACCAAACACUGAUGCGCUUCAGCUUCUUGGAUACAAAAAAAGACGGAUCGCUUAUUUACCCGUGCGAAUGCAUUAGCUGGAAAUGGUCGCAAUUUAGGGCGACUUCUGGACUCAAGUUUAUGCAGCCCGUUUAAAAAUGGAGGCUGGUUCAUUCAGCUGUAUUGCUGGACAGAGGAGAAGUAGCUGGUUUAUAUUCUAUUCGCUGUUAUUGCUAAGUGAUGCUUAAAGCCAUCUCCCAAGCGGGUCUGCUCCGACUCCCGUUUUCGGCAUCUAGGCUGUUAGGAACACCUUUUAAUAACUAAUGACCUGCUAUUUAUUCCUUUAAAGAAAAUAUCGCUGGUCGGCGACCUCACAGCUACUUGCAUCGAAGAGCUUUCGUCUGCUCCCAGACAUUUUAAACCAGCCAUGUCGAACGAACACGCCCCCCUGCUUACCUAUGGCCUCUUCAACAUGGUGGGGGAAACGGGGGCACCGGGGUCAGGCUCUGCCGACUCCACACCCACAGUGGCCUCCACCCGCAGCCUGAACACCUUCUUUGGUGUGGUCGUGCCCACUGUUCUCUCCAUGUUCAGUAUUGUCCUCUUCCUCAGGACCGGAUUUGUUAUUGGUCAUGCCGGGCUCCUGCAGGCCCUCAUCAUGCUGGGAGUGGCCUACGUCAUCAUCUCCUUGACGAUCCUGUCCAUCUGUGCUAUCUCCACCAAUGGUGCCGUCCAGGGGGGUGGGGCUUAUUUCAUGAUCAGCCGAUCGCUGGGCCCGGAGUUUGGUGGAAGCAUUGGGCUCAUGUUUUACCUGGCCAACGUGUGCGCAUGUGGGGUCUACGUGCUGGGCCUGGUUGAGGCCAUACUCGACGUUUUUGGGCAGGCUGAAGGCUCCUCACUGUCGGACAGCAUGCAGGUGCUGCCGCAGGGCUACUGGUACCGGGUUCUGUACGCCUCCGCAGUGCUGCUCCUCUGCCUGUUGGUCUGUCUGGUGGGCUCGCACAUCUACUCCCGCGCUGCUUUCCUCAUCCUCGUAGUGGUGACCAUUUCACUGCUGUCCAUUGUCGUCAGUCCCCUGGCGCUCGGGCCUCGCAGCUUCAUCAUCAGCCACCAGGGGGAGCGCAACAGCACGCUGGUAUACAAUGCCACCUACACUGGCUUCAGUCGGACCACGCUGAGGAAUAACUUGGGCACGGGAUACUCGCUGGAUUACAGCACCAACACCGUCAUGACGUUCGCCACCGUGUUCGCCGUCAUGUUCAAUGGCUGCACGGGCAUCAUGGCCGGGGCUAACAUGUCAGGAGAACUGAAGAAUCCCAGUGAGUCCAUCCCUAAAGGGACCAUCAUCGCUGUGCUCUACACCUUCUUCAUCUACCUGCUCCUCUUCGUGCUCAUCAGCUCCACCUGUGACAGGGUUCUCUUGAUUCAGGACUAUGGCUUCUUCCAGCGGAUCAACAUCUGGCCACCCUUCGUCACCAUCGGCGUCUACUGCACCUCCCUGUCAGCCGCCAUGAGUUCCCUCAUUGGGGCGUCUCGCAUCUUACAUGCCCUCGCUCUGGACCAGUUAUUUGGGCUGCCCCUGGCUCCGGCCACCAUCACCUCCACUUCCGGGAAUCCUUGGAUGUCGGUGGUGUACACCUGGGCCCUCGUACAGUGUGUGGUCUUUGCUGGGCAGCUGAACUCCAUCACCAGCCUGGUCACCGUGUUCUACCUGCUGGCCUACGCCGCGGUGGACCUGGCUUGUCUGGCCUUGGAGUGGGCGUCUGCCCCCAACUUCAGGCCUACCUUCCAGUUCUUCUCCUGGCACACAUGCCUGCUCGGCAUCAUGGGGUGUGUGGUGAUGAUGUUUGUGAUCAACCCUGUCUACUCCUCAGCCAGCAUCGCCCUUCUGCUGCUGCUGCUCGUCUUUAUCCACUACAGAGCCCCCACCAGCAGCUGGGGUUACAUCAGCCAGGCGCUCAUCUUCCACCAGGUGCGUAAGUACCUACUGAUGCUGGAUGUGCGGAAGGACCACGUGAAGUUCUGGAGGCCGCAGGUGCUGCUGAUGGUGGCCAACCCGCGCUCAUCCUGCCAGCUCAUCACCUUCGUGAACCAGCUGAAGAAGGGUGGUCUGUUUGUGCUGGGCCACGUCCAGCUGGGAGACCUGGACACUCUGCCGUCAGACCCAAUCCAGCCCCAGUAUAACUUCUGGCUGAGUCUGGUUGACAAGCUGGGGGUGAAGGCCUUCGUGGACCUGACUCUGUCCGUCUCCGUCCGGCAGGGAACACAGCACCUGCUCAGGAUCACGGGACUGGGGGGCAUGAAGCCCAACACGCUCGUCCUGGGUUUCUAUGACAACUGCGUGCCAGACGACUACUUCCUGCAGGACCCCGCUUUCUGUGAGGGGGUUGCGGGACCCGGCAGCAGCAGGGGGGACAACUUUGGGGUGGACCUGCCAUCCCUCCAAGCCCACUUCCCCCCUGUCCGCGGCUCGGAGUCUCCCCGCUCGCUGUCUCCGGAGGAGUAUGUGGGCAUCAUCUCCGACGCCAUCAAGAUGGGCAAGAACGUGUGCCUGGGCCGCUGCUUCUUCCAGCUGGAGGGAGGCCAGACUGGGGCAUCGCCCACGGCCUCUGGGGCAGAGAGGACCAUUGACGUGUGGCCCCUGAACCUGCUGAGGCCCGAGAACAGCGGCUAUGUGGACGUCUGCAGCCUCUUUCUGCUCCAGAUGGCCUGCGUGCUCAACAUGGCCAGCGGGUGGCGCCGCGCGCGGCUCCGCAUCUUCCUGUGCGUGGAGGCGGAGUCAGGUGACCAGGGCUGGAUGGCCAAGGAGGAGACCCUGCGUGACCUGCUGGGAAAGCUGCGCAUCCGCGCUUCCAUCAAGAUCGUGGGCUGGGACGCUGUGGUGAGGCAGUACAGGCCGGGUGGGGGUGCUGGGGGGGAGCGGCGGGCCGGGACUCCCGGGGGAGGCGACGUAGGCGAAGGGGAGCUGGGGGGCUGGGCCAGGCAGGCCCCAGGUGUCUCUGAGGAAUACCUGUCAAGUGUGAAUGCUUUGGUGAUGGAACACAGUGCACAGGCCGCCGUCCGCUUCCUGUACUUGCCCCGCCCACCGGCUGGGUCCAACCAAUCGCAGAAGUACCUUUCUCAGCUGGAGGUCAUAACCAAUGGUCUGGGUCCGACCCUUUUAAUCCAUGGUCUUACUCCUGUUACAUGUACUGAGCUCUGAGAAGAUGGUUCUUUUUUGCUUUCAUGUGCUUCGCCAAUGUAGUUUCUUUCUGCGUCUCUGUCUACCUGAGUCCAUGCGAACUAAUAACUUUUUCUAUCCAGAUCUCUCUCGAAUGUGUGUUUGGAAAAGGAUGGACUAUUUUUAGAUCUUUGCCUAUUCUAGCCCUUUGGAUUUAUUCACGGUUACGUUGGCUCUCUUUCGUCAACCAGGCUGGUUAUAUUCUUGCAGUGGGGGUCUGUUUGUGCCCCAGGGAGCCAAUGAAAAUUCACAGGCUCUGUUUUUUUGUGACUAAAUGCUGAGAAUGAGGCAAAAUCGUCAUAAAACUAGCUGUCGUUUUCUUUUGCCGUACCAUAGAGAAAAAUAGCAUUUCAACUAUUUCAAGUACUUUUUCAAAAUUGUAAGACUGCACAAAACACCUUAGCCGUUAUUAUGUAAACAAUAGAAAAAUGGCACAAAAUUAACAUUUAAGUAAUUUGGUUUGUGCAUCUGUAUGUCUGCUAAAAACCAGUUGUGUCUCAAUGCUGUGUUGAUAUUGCGGAUAUCCACCCACGCCUUUAAUAGAGGUGCCCUUUUUGUCCCUAAAAGACACAGUUGCUGUUACCAGCUAAUCUCAGAAUGCAUCGGUCUUCCCCGUAAAACAAGCAAGGCGGGGAGGAAUCCCUGACUCUCCCAUUCAAAUUUCAAGUUUUUUUUUCCACAAAGCAACUCCGUUUUAAUCAAGUCUUCCUUUUCAUAAACAUAUAAAUGGUUCAGGACUGUAGAUGCCAAGCUGCCUGCAACGUCACGCAUACGCUGUAGUCGGCUGGUCUCCCGUCUCCUCCCACGGCAUUAGAAAAUUUACCAUUAUUUAACUAGUUUGUCUGUUUUUCCGAUUCCAACUUUUCGCGCACAACUGAAAAAACCCAGAAUGUGGGGCAAGAUAUACAUACAUUCCGCAUCAAACUGGUGCCUGUGGAAACCAGGGAAGAUUCUCAGGGUUAAGGGAAGGCAAUUUAUUUUGUUGUGGACCAACCAGACAUUUUAUCAGGCUUUUACUUGCUUAUAACCGGUAACUGUUAAUGUAAGGGGUUUACUUUCCAGAAAAAAACUGCUAGCACAUUUAAGACGUUACUAUUUAACAAGCUUGAGCAAACUUACCCAAAGCCUCCGCCUUCAUCUCAGAGUGAUUCAUUGUAUAUAAUGUAUAAGUAAGAUCUAACGAAGUCCCCCCCCCCCCUUGCCUGAUAACAGUUCUCUGAUAGGAAGAUUGUAGGCUGUUAACUUAUUUUAUUAAAUCUUAUUCAUGUUUAAGACCAGGUUUUUAUUUAAUGUUUUAUAUAUUAAUAGAGAACGUUUACGAUGGUAAGGAUGAUGACGUGAACGUAGGAACUAAAUAAAAUGUUCAUGUUUUUAUGCGAAUUGAAGCUUUUUGAUUUUUGUUUAUCAUCCAUAUGUUAUGACACUGCGCUCUUAAGCGCUGGCUGUGUUCGCUCUUCGUGUUACUACCUUGUUAACGCUGUUUUUAAGUGGGAAACUGAACUGUCAAAUUCAGCCGCUUCUUUCUCUUUUUCCUAAAGUGAAAUGCUGCUAGAUCCCCACACUUGUAUCGAGAAUCAGCCCUGUGUAUCAUUAGCGGAUGUGUAUAAAUAAAUGCCGCACACACUUGUCAGCUGCUCCAGAUUUGGUCAUGCAUGUUAGCCCCUGAUUUAAUGUAGAUCCCACGUCCGUUGUUCAGUGUUUCUUGCUCAGUGUCUUACUCCUCAUCAGUUAUUCUCGGUUUUUUUUUUUCGAUUCACGUGGAAGGUCCGCUUUACUUCUCCUUUUUCAAUGAUCUUCGUCCCAAGUUAGACGGUGCAAGUGACCCAGCAUUUUAAUCUUUAUAUUAACGAACACACAGUGGGCACAGUGUUCAGCUUUAUUUGUAAUUCAGUUGCAGCAAUAUAUUCUGAAAUAUUUUACCGAGGAGAAUUGAUGUGGACGAUGUGUUAUACAUUUUCAUCUUUGCUGCAUAAUUUAGCAUAAACAAAGUUAUGCAUAACUUUCCCGACUAAGCUCACCGUAACCAAAGCCUCACUGUAAUAUGCAUAAUUUGUUACAGCUAACAUAGCCUUUCUUCGGCGAAUGUUCAAUGUAUACUGGCAAUAAAGUGCAAAACACAGUCAUUUUAUUAUCAUCGUUAA
This is a messenger RNA of Brienomyrus brachyistius, 5515 nucleotides long. Its product is annotated as solute carrier family 12 member 9-like. Gene Ontology annotation, molecular function: potassium:chloride symporter activity. Lineage: Eukaryota; Metazoa; Chordata; Actinopteri; Osteoglossiformes; Mormyridae. The coding region runs from base 582 to 3356 and encodes 924 amino acids. The transcript has 14 exons. Gene Ontology annotation, cellular component: membrane. The record is from RefSeq and is a predicted model, not a curated record. Gene Ontology annotation, biological process: chloride ion homeostasis; chloride transmembrane transport; potassium ion import across plasma membrane.